This is a messenger RNA of Rubroshorea leprosula, 2944 nucleotides long. NCBI's taxonomy places the organism in Eukaryota, Viridiplantae, Streptophyta, Magnoliopsida, Malvales, Dipterocarpaceae. The record is from the annotation of a GenBank genome assembly.
AUAUUACAAGAACGUCUCAGAUCUAAGAGGCGCGCAUAUAGGAAUAGAUCCAAACGAGAAUCGACUUUUCUCUUUCAUUUUCCUUUUGGUUCUCGAGAAAGACAGAAAGGAAAAUGGAACGGUUCAUCAACAACUUGCCUCCUAUGGAUCUGAUGCGCUCCGAGAAGAUGACGUCCGUGCAGCUCAUUAUUCCCGUUGAAUCCGCUCACCGAGCAGUCUCCUAUCUCGGCGAACUCGGUCUCUUCCAGUUUCGCGAUUUAAAUGCUGAUAAGAGCCCAUUUCAACGAACAUUUGUUAAUCAGGUAAAGCGGUGUGGAGAGAUGUCAAGAAAGCUUCGGUUUUUCAAAGAUCAAAUCAAUAAAGCUGGUCUGCUGUCUCCAGUACGUCCUAAUUUGGAGCCAGAUGUUGAACUGGGGGAAUUAGAGCUGCAACUUGUUGAGCAUGAGCAUGAGCUGAUUGAAAUAAACUCUAACAGUGAAAAACUACAGCAAACAUAUAAUGAGCUGCUGGAGUUCAAGAUGGUAUUGCAAAAGGCUGCUGGUUUUCUUGUGUCAAGUAAUGGUCAUGCUGUUGCAGAGGAAGUGGAAUUAAGUGAGAAUAUAUACUCAAAUGAUGAUUACGGUGAGACAGCAUCAUUACUUGAACAGGAAAUGAGGCCUAGACCAUCAGACCAAUCUGGCUUGCAAUUCAUCAGUGGGAUUGUUUCCAAACCAAAAGUUCUUAGAUUUGAGAGGAUGUUGUUUCGUGCUACCAGAGGCAAUAUGCUUUUUAAUCAAGCGCCAGCUGAUGAAGAGAUCAUGGAUCCUAUGUCAACCGAAAUGGUUGAGAAAAUAGUCUUUGUAGUUUUCUUCUCAGGAGAGCAGGCAAGGACAAAGAUUUUGAAAAUCUGUGAAGCAUUUGGAGCAAAUUGCUAUCCUGUCCCUGAAGACCUUUCUAAACAGAGGCAAAUUACUAGAGAAGUCUUGGAGAAAGCUGUAUAUGAUACCCUGAAUAUGUUGAAUUUCGAUGUUACAAAAAAAUGUCUUGUAGGAGAGGGUUGGUGUCCUAUUUUUGCAAAAGCUCAGAUUCAGGAGGCACUCCAACGAGCAACAUUUGAUAGUAGUUCUCAAGUGGGCAUAAUUUUUCAUGUCAUGGAUGCUGUUGAAUCACCUCCUACAUAUUUCAGAAUAAACCGUUUCACAAAUGCAUUUCAGGAGAUUGUUGAUGCAUAUGGUGUUGCUAGAUAUCAAGAGGCAAAUCCUGCAGUCUACACAGUUAUCACAUUUCCAUUUCUUUUUGCGGUGAUGUUUGGGGAUUGGGGUCAUGGAAUAUGCCUGUUGCUGGGAGCUUUGGUCCUCAUAGCUCGGGAAAGCAGGCUCAGUACUCAGAAACUUGGGAGCUUUAUGGAGAUGUUAUUUGGGGGUCGCUACGUACUUCUUUUGAUGUCGCUUUUUUCAAUUUAUUGUGGACUGAUUUACAAUGAAUUCUUCUCUGUGCCCUUUCACAUAUUUGGUGGGUCUGCUUACAAAUGCCGAGAUGCUACAUGUAGAGAUGCAGGCUCAGCUGGUUUAGUUAAAUAUCGAGAUCCAUACCCAUUUGGUGUUGAUCCCAGCUGGCGUGGAAGUCGUUCAGAAUUGCCUUUUCUCAACUCUGUUAAAAUGAAGAUGUCAAUUUUGCUGGGUGUGGCCCAGAUGAACCUAGGAAUUAUAUUAAGCUAUUUCAAUGCAUGCUUUUUUGGAAGCUCGUUGGAUAUUAGGUAUCAAUUUGUGCCACAGAUGAUCUUUCUUAACAGCCUUUUUGGAUAUCUUUCUCUUCUCAUCAUUAUCAAGUGGUGCACUGGUUCUCAGGCAGACCUUUAUCAUGUGAUGAUUUACAUGUUUUUGAGUCCUACUGAUGAUCUUGGUGAUAAUCAAUUAUUCUGGGGGCAGAGACCACUUCAGAUCCUAUUACUUCUUUUAGCUAUAGUUGCAGUUCCCUGGAUGCUAUUUCCUAAACCUUUCAUUUUGAAGAAGCUUCAUUCUGAGAGAUUUCAAGGUAGCACCUAUGGGAUGCUUGGUACUUCUGAGAUGGACCUUGAUGUGGAACCUGAUUCUGCAAGGCAACAUCAUGAGGAAUUUAAUUUUAGUGAGGUUUUCGUUCAUCAAAUGAUACACUCUAUAGAGUUUGUUCUAGGUGCAGUCUCAAACACAGCAUCCUACCUUCGUCUUUGGGCUUUAAGCUUGGCACAUUCUGAACUAUCAACUGUCUUCUAUGAGAAAGUCUUGCUACUUGCUUGGGGGUAUGACAACUUUGUCAUUCGGUUAGUGGGUCUAGCAGUUUUUGCCUUUGCAACUGCUUUCAUAUUACUCAUGAUGGAGACCCUCAGUGCUUUCCUACAUGCCUUGCGUCUUCAUUGGGUAGAAUUUCAAAAUAAGUUCUACCAUGGUGAUGGUUAUAAGUUCAAACCUUUCUCCUUCGCCUCCAUUGCUGAUGAUGAUGACUAGUUAAAUCAUUUAUCUUGAAUUUUAUUUUUGGAUAAAGAUCACAAGAGAAGAGGAGGAAAUUUUUAAAGGAGAGAGGUUGGCUUAAAAUGUAAAUUGAUAGGCACCAUGUUUGGCUGGCACAAGCAAGCAUUAAAGGAUUCGAGUGUCGGCUUUCAAAUGUGUUGACAUAGCAAGAUUUUGAAGGUAAGCCCAUGACGAGGGUUUGCAAUUUUUUUCCCUAAAGGUCUUAGAAUGAUUUAUUUUUCUUUUACCUGCUAAGGAUGUAGCGUUUUUGUUGUAAAGGGGAGCUGAAGAAAAUGAUCUAUAUACCGUGUAGAUUUUCUUGGUUCAGUUAUUUGGGGUAGAUUAGGAAAUGCAUACGAAUUCUACAGGUAAUUUAGUCUUUUUUUCUAGUAACAUUAUUGAUGUAAUGACCAAUAACAAUCUCACAGAUUUCAAUUUUUACAUUUAGAAACACAAGUGAAUAACUGGUUUCAAGUUCU